AUGGCCAAUAACCUGGAGAGAGUACUCAGCAUACAGUCCCAUGUCGUCUUUGGAUAUGUCGGAGGAAAGGCAGCUGUAUUCCCUCUGCAGUGUUUAGGAUAUGAUGUUGAUGUAGUGAACACUGUAAACUUCUCGAAUCAUUCAGGCUAUGGUCGUUCCGGAGGAACGAAAACCACAGCAGCUGAACUGAACUCUAUGUUUGAGAUCAUGGAGCAUAAUGAAUUGCUCAGGCCCACACGCCUUUUGACAGGUUAUAUACCCGGUGCUGAAGCUCUUUCAGCUGUGGAGAAACUGGCUAAAAAGCUUAAGCAUUCCAAACCCAGCCUUAUAUACCUUCUAGAUCCCGUAAUGGGUGACGCAGGUCGUCUGUACGUUGCUGCUGAUGUCAUCCCAGUAUACCAGGAAAUGCUACCACUAGCAACGAUAAUCACCCCUAACUGGUUUGAAGUCGAGUUACUUACUGGAGUGGAACUGAAAGAUAUGCCAUCCUUACACCGCGCGCUAGACAUUCUUCACAAAGAUUACCACGUCCCAAACGUUGUGAUAAGCUCGAUACCCCUGAAGUCCUGGCUAGCUGCUGCCCUUCCGUCAACAAUCCUUCCACCCUCUUCCACAUCAUCGUCACAUCUCCUUUGUAUAUCAUCUUCAUUACACAUUCCCUCGGCCGCGGAUACACAUAUCCUUCAUACCUCCGCCUCACCACGAUCCACUGUACACGCCCAAUGCGUGCCUCUCAUCCCUGGUUACUUCUCUGGGGUCGGCGAUCUCUUCUCUGCACUCCUGCUCGCCCAUUUCCACCCAGACAACACACCAGAGAAUCUCAACGCAACCUGUCUUUCCGAAGCUGUGUCUCAGGCACUGACGAAGACUCAUGCUAUUCUCCUGAUGACCCAGGGUCAAUCAGAGGGCCUGCCUGAAGAGGAAAGACAACCCACUGAUGACGAACUGGAUAAAGAAGAUCCACUGAGGAAAACACGGCGGAUGCGUGGACGCGAGCUCGCUUUGGUGAAAGGACAAGACUUAAUCAGAGGCAGUGGAAUAUCCCAUGUGCGCGAGAUGAUGCUAUGGGACGGUUUCUGGGACGGUGCAUCAUCUUAG
Psilocybe cubensis is the source of this 1098-nucleotide messenger RNA. RefSeq lists its product as uncharacterized. Gene Ontology annotation, biological process: pyridoxal 5'-phosphate salvage. The transcript has 6 exons. Bases 1 to 1098 code for a protein of 365 amino acids. Gene Ontology annotation, cellular component: cytosol. NCBI's taxonomy places the organism in Eukaryota, Fungi, Basidiomycota, Agaricomycetes, Agaricales, Agrocybaceae. Gene Ontology annotation, molecular function: pyridoxal kinase activity. The record is from RefSeq and is a predicted model, not a curated record.